This is a messenger RNA of Poecilia latipinna (sailfin molly), 1000 nucleotides long. RefSeq names its product complexin 4c (gene cplx4c). The transcript is spliced from 3 exons. The record is from RefSeq and is a predicted model, not a curated record. Bases 202 to 675 code for a protein of 157 amino acids. Gene Ontology annotation, cellular component: terminal bouton; SNARE complex. Gene Ontology annotation, biological process: regulation of neurotransmitter secretion; synaptic vesicle exocytosis; neurotransmitter transport. Gene Ontology annotation, molecular function: syntaxin binding. NCBI's taxonomy places the organism in Eukaryota, Metazoa, Chordata, Actinopteri, Cyprinodontiformes, Poeciliidae.
AGCUCUUUAGCGGUUUUACUCCAGCCACAAGUUAUUGAUACACUCUAAUCAUUAUGGCACACUAUAGGCAAGCUUUCAAAUUGGGAUGUUUGUACUCUGAGGAACUCUACAAGAUAAAUUUGAAAACAUUAAAUAAAUUUGUCAAAUAUUUGUCCUUUUUUACAAGUCAUACCGAGUCAGACUCGGGUUUUUUUUUAAGCUAUGGCAUUUCUCAUGAAUCAAAUGGUGGGCAGUAAGCUGAAGAGUUUUGCUGAUGGAGGUGGCGAAGGUGGCAGCAAAGCCGGAGCAGAUGGAAAAGAAACAGCCGAGUCCAAAGGCAUGUCCAGGGAGGAGUUUGAGGAAUACCAGAAGCAGCUGGUGGAAGAAAAGAUUCAACGAGACCAAGACUUUGCAACAAAAAAGGCUGAGAGGGCAAACCUGAGAGUCGCACUCAGAGAUAAAUACCGACUACCGGAUAGCGCUCUCGACGGCGCCAUGAUUCAGAUGGCCGGAGACGACGUUGACCUGCCGGAGGAACUGGCCAAAAUGGUAGAUGAAGAUGAGGAGGAGGAGGAGACCAACGAUUCAUUCCUCCACAAGCUGCAAAACAUGGACCUGGACGAACUGAAAACCAAGGCCCAGAGCAGAGUGAGCGAGCUCCGGCAGACUGCGGAGGAGAAAUGCGUCCUCAUGUGAACCCCUGCAGUACGGCCCAGACGAGCUUUAGUAUUUAAAUUUAGCUCCGGCGUCACUAUCCUUUUUUUUUUUUUUAUUUACUUGUUUUACAGGUCUGGACAGUUUCCUCACAGAAAAGUUUCUUCUUUUCGAUGUGAGGCUUUAUGUCUGCAUUUCUUUCACUGGGAAACAUUUACCGGUAAAUGCUUCUUGUACAGAUUUAUAGAAGUUUUAUGCUCGCAAAGUUUGUGUAAAUAAACAUGUAAAAGUACAAAAAUGUCUGCUUUUCUGGAAGGUGUGUAAAGAAUGAAAGAUUUAUAUCCUCUACUCAAAAUUACAAAUGUUA